This is a messenger RNA of Paramormyrops kingsleyae, 1421 nucleotides long. It is a transcript of the gene ftsj1, whose product is annotated as FtsJ RNA 2'-O-methyltransferase 1. The record is from RefSeq and is a predicted model, not a curated record. Gene Ontology annotation, molecular function: tRNA methyltransferase activity. Gene Ontology annotation, cellular component: cytoplasm. NCBI's taxonomy places the organism in Eukaryota, Metazoa, Chordata, Actinopteri, Osteoglossiformes, Mormyridae. Gene Ontology annotation, biological process: cytoplasmic translation; tRNA methylation.
GAGAAGGCGUCUCAUUUUAUUGGACAGAGGGGUCCUCGCACGCAGUAGCAGUCUGGAGAUCGUAACGUGUUUGUGUUUUCAAUUUAUGACGGGUUUACAAACGUUGUCAGUUGAGAACUUAACAUUGAUGGUGAUCGGUUAUUUAUUUGUUUUUUCUUUUCUUGCCGUGGGCAUUUCUGAUAUCGAAUAGGGUCGUGUGACAGCUUGCUGCCAUGGGUCGUUCCUCCAAAGACAAACGGGAUAUUUACUACCGGCUCGCUAAAGAGGAGGGCUGGCGCGCCCGCAGUGCCUUCAAGCUGCUGCAGCUGGAUGAGGAGUUCAACCUCUUUAAAGGUGUGCGGCGAGCGGUGGACUUGUGCGCGGCUCCGGGAAGCUGGAGCCAAGUUCUGAGCCGAAAACUGAGAGGGGAGGAGCAGGAGAAGGAGCAGGAGAAGGAGCAGGAGAAGGAGCAGGCCAAGAUCGUUGCUGUCGAUCUUCAGGCCAUGGCUCCACUCCCGGGAGUGACACAGAUCCAGGGCGACAUCACCAAGACUUCCACAGCCCAGGAAAUAAUCAAGCACUUUGAGGGGCAGCCUGCUGACCUUGUGGUUUGUGACGGUGCCCCUGAUGUGACUGGACUACAUGAUGUGGAUGAGUACAUCCAGGCCCAGUUGCUGCUCGCUGCUUUGAACAUCACCACUCAUGUCCUGAAAUAUGGAGGAACUUUUGUGGCAAAGAUAUUCCGUGGAAAGGACGUCACCCUUCUGUACUCCCAGCUCAGGAUUUUCUUUGGCGAGGUCACAUGUGCCAAGCCUAGGAGCAGCCGCAACUCGAGCAUCGAAGCCUUUGUGGUGUGUCAGAGGUAUGCCCCUCCCGAGGGCUACGUCCCCAACAUGUCCAACCCCCUGCUGGAUCACUGCUAUGAUGUGGAUUUUAACCAGCUUGAGGGACCAAACCGGGUCAUUGUGCCGUUCCUGGCCUGCGGGGAUCUUAGUGCCUUUGACUCGGACCGGACCUAUCCCCUCCAGCUGGACCCCAGUAAGGAAUACAAAUACACACCCCCCACCCAGCCUCCGAUUCGACCGCCCUAUGAGCAGGCCUGUCGUCUGCGCAAGAGCAACCUGCUGGCCAAUGAGAACUCUCCCAGUCUUCCAUUGGAUGAAGGGUUUUCUUCCCUUCACCUCUCAGCCAAUCAGGAUGCAGACGUGAGACCCCCAGCUGGAACAGCCGAGGAUGGUGGAAAGCUGGAUGAUAAGUAAAUAGGACAGUGACUUAAUUCUGCUCGUGUGCCUGAGGACUUGAGGCCAACUGCUCAUGGACAGAGUCUUGCUUGGUUUUAAAAAGAAUCAGACCUGCAAAAUAAUGGACAUAUUUCUUGGGGAAAUUGGAGUUUUAUCUGUUGUUUAUCGUUUUAUAGAGUAAAUAAAAUUUCCAAGAAUGAA